AUGAGACCCGGUGGUUCAUAUAGUCAUCAUAGUGAUUCUAAUCGCAGUGAUUUGAAGCCUUUAAGAUCAAAUGGUUCUGUAUGCUCUUCGAAUUGUGAGAGCGUGAAUUCAGGCAAGUCAUCGACAAAAACUAUUAAUACAGAGGCUUCAGAGAACGUUCAUGUUGUUGUGCGAUGCAGAAACAGGACGAUUAAGGAGAAAACUUUAGAAAGUCCCGUGAUCAUUCAACUUCCAGAUGAAAAUCAGCAUGGUAAUCACGUCACAGUUCGGACUUCCUUGGAUCCAUCAGUUUCCACCCAACUUUCAUCGGCACGUACUUACACUGUUGAUCGUGUGUUUGGUCCGGAGCUAACACAGGAGGAAAUUUUUGACGAGAUUGGAAAACCAUUAUGUGAAGAUUUCAUCAAAGGAUAUAAUUGCACUGUCUUUGCCUAUGGGCAGACAGGAGCUGGAAAGACAUAUACUAUGACAGGAACUAUGGAUGGUGUUUCUGGGAAGAAUAAAGGUCUGCCAGAAAGAUCCGGAUUGAUUCCACGUUUUAUCUCCCAAAUAUUUUCUUCAUUUGAGGAUGAUCCGCAUCUUGCAGGCCAGGCUGUUUUGAAAUGUUCAUUUGUCGAGAUAUACAACGAGCAACUUCGAGAUCUUCUGUCGAGCACUAAAAGUUCACGAAGCCGAAUACGAAUUUAUGAAAAAGAAACUACAGAUGAAAGCCGUAACGGUAAAAGUAAAGAAAUUGCUGUUGAUGGACUUGAAGCUUUCCAAAUACGAACUGUUAAUGAGGGUAUUAGUCUGUUGAAGCAAGGAAUUCAAAAGAGAUCGACGGCGUCAACGGAGAUGAAUAAGAGAUCUAGUAGAUCGCAUGCUCUUUUUACGUUAGCACUUGUGACAAAAAGUUCUGGUCUUGAAUCAGAAGCCCGCUAUAGGGUCAGUAAGUUAAACCUUGUCGAUUUAGCGGGUUCUGAAAACAUAUCUAGAUCUGGAUCAAAGCAUGCUCGAGCAAAGGAGGCAGGUUCAAUCAACCAAAGUUUAUUGACUUUAGGUCGUGUAAUCACAGCUUUGUCUGAUGGAAAUAGAUAUAUUCCUUACAGAGAGUCAAAGCUAACGCGUUUAUUGCAGGAUUCUUUAGGCGGUCAGACGAAGACAAUUCUAGUUGCUAACAUUUCUCCGGUGAUACAAGAUUUACAAUCUACAAUAUCUACCAUGGAAUAUGCCUCAAAAGCAAAGAAUAUCAGAAAUUCAGUUCAGAUUGGGCCUCUAAUAUCCAAUGAAAAUUUAGUUCGUCAGCUCGUUGAAGAAAAUUAUAAACUCAAGUUGGACUUGCGUGCCACGAGGCGCAAGAAUGGGGUAUAUAUGGAUCAAGAGCAUUACAAGCAGAUUAUUCGAAGUUUGGAUACUUUAAAAAAUGAGAUUUCAGAAUUAAAAUCCGCAAAUCUGAUGUAUGAAAAUAAGAUUGAGCAUUUAAGCAAACAAUUAGAACAAGAAACGCAUUUAAAAAAAUGCUAUGAAUUAAGUUUGAAUAGCUCCGAAACAAAAUUGGUGGAUUUCGAAAACAAGCUUUCUGUACAGCAGAAAUCUUAUAUGAAUUUGAUUUCACUUGCUGAUUCUUUGGUUUUCGCUGUCAACAAUAACAUCGGUGUGUUGGAUAAAGAGCAGGAUAAAAUGUGGUCAUUUUUAAAAGGGUAUUUGAGUGAUACCUUUAAGCCACUUACUCAACGAAUGCAAUGUGUCAUUGAUAAAAAUGUUAAGGGUAGUAUUGUGAACAUAAAUUCCAGUGUCAGACAAGAAUUAGAUCAUACUGUAAAAAUGAUCGAUGAAAUAAAAAAUACCAUAAAUGCCUCUUUGUUACAUUACUUUGAACUUCAAAAAGAUAUAGGACAUCGGACCAAAGAAAGGUUGAUAGAACUUCAAAAGACAAAGCUUCACUGUGAUAAUAUUUAUAAGCAAGCAGAAGAGAGUUACGGCAGAAAUAAAUCUUUGAUUGAGGAAUCAAAGCUGCUCAAUGAUGAGCUCUAUCAACAGAUGAAUCUAUCUUAUUCCAACAAAGAGAUGUUGGUUCGCGAAUUAAUGAUUUUUAACGCAAGUAAAAUGAAAGAAUAUCAAAAGGAGGUUAAUCAGAGGAUUGCAGAGAUGUUUAAGGAUUUAACAUCUUUGAAUGCAUUGAAUAUGACCAACAUUUUUCAAAUGCGUACCAACAGAACUUUAGAUAAGUGGAUGAAGAGGAGUACCAACUAUCAUGAUGCCAUGGGAUCGACUGCUGGUGAAUUGUUCAAAACUACUAAGGCACUAGAUCAAGAAAAAACAGAUUGUAUUCAAUCGUUUGAAUCCUCCGUGAAUGAUGAUCGUAUACUUACUGAACCCAGUGUUUUGAAGAAAGUUUCUGAUGGGGUUCUGGAUCUUUCAGAGUGCACAAAAGAAUUAAAAAAUGGUCAUGUGAAGUUGUAUAACAAUGGCUUGAGUACUAUAGAUUAUAUAUCAGAAUGUCACGAUGCGAUGAAAUCGUUAAGCACUGAGUACUCAAACAUGUUUGAGGGGAAGUAUGCUGAAAUUUUGAAAAAGAAAAGUGAUAUGUCUACCAAGAUUGCUGCAAUUUUUUCUGAGAUUCCAAAAAGAACAAAGCGGGCAUUACAGGAAAUCGAUCAGUCGAAUAGUGAUGUAAAGAGUGGGCAUUUGAGUAAAAAGUUGGCUAUUAAGGAUGAUGUUUUGACCGAAAAUCAAAUUCACGAAUAG
Messenger RNA from Brettanomyces bruxellensis, 2727 nucleotides. RefSeq lists its product as uncharacterized. Gene Ontology annotation, biological process: mitotic spindle assembly; microtubule-based movement. Gene Ontology annotation, molecular function: plus-end-directed microtubule motor activity; microtubule binding; ATP binding. The coding region runs from base 1 to 2727 and encodes 908 amino acids. The record is from RefSeq and is a predicted model, not a curated record. The transcript has a single exon. Lineage: Eukaryota; Fungi; Ascomycota; Pichiomycetes; Pichiales; Pichiaceae. Gene Ontology annotation, cellular component: nucleus; spindle microtubule.